Molecule: messenger RNA, 709 nt
Organism: Oryzias melastigma (Indian medaka)
Lineage: Eukaryota; Metazoa; Chordata; Actinopteri; Beloniformes; Adrianichthyidae
Product: beta-fibrinogenase brevinase-like
Exons: 4
Biological process (GO): proteolysis
Molecular function (GO): serine-type endopeptidase activity
Source: RefSeq, a predicted model, not a curated record
CCGCUGCUCACUGUGACGUUGAUCUGACGCACGUCAUUCUGGGAGAACACAAUCGGAAGAACAGCAAUGCCAAGAAAAUUAAAAUAAUCAGCCGAUGCAAAUACAGCAAAUACAAAGACCCUGGAUUAGGUUAUGACAUAAUGCUCCUUAAAUUGGCCAGAAGAGCUCCGAUAGGCAACAACAUUGAAACCAUUCCACUGGUAGAGGGGGACAUGAACUUGGAGGACAAUCAGGAGUGCUCUGUAGCUGGAUGGGGGUUGACGGAGAGCAGUAACUAUCCUGUGGAUGACCUGAUGGUGGCGAGUGUGUCCAUCAUUAAUAAGGAGGUCUGUUUGAACUCCUGGGGCGGCCUUCCCGACAACGUGAUCUGUGCUGGUGGAUAUGAAACCAACAAAGGAUUCUGUCAGGGGGAUUCUGCAGGUCCUCUGGUGUGCAACGGGAAAGCUGUCGGCCUCGUCUCUUUUAACAAACAUAAAAACUGCAGAUACCCAGAUGUGCCCAACGUCUACACGGACAUCAGAGAAUAUGUUGACUGGAUCAAACAAAUCCUCGUGGAGGGAACGUGCCCCAAUGGCCAGGGUCGAAUGAGGGAGAUCCCCCCUCAUUCACGGGAGUCAGGGAUCAGAGACGUCUACAAAGCCCCUAAAUCCGUGAAUCCCCCAAAUAAGCAGACCCCCAGAAUCAACAAAUCUACAAAUCCCCCAGAUAG